Papilio xuthus (Asian swallowtail) is the source of this 2262-nucleotide messenger RNA. Its product is annotated as sodium/potassium-transporting ATPase subunit beta-2. Bases 115 to 1074 code for a protein of 319 amino acids. Gene Ontology annotation, biological process: potassium ion import across plasma membrane; intracellular sodium ion homeostasis; intracellular potassium ion homeostasis. Gene Ontology annotation, cellular component: sodium:potassium-exchanging ATPase complex. Gene Ontology annotation, molecular function: ATPase activator activity. The transcript has 6 exons. NCBI's taxonomy places the organism in Eukaryota, Metazoa, Arthropoda, Insecta, Lepidoptera, Papilionidae. The record is from RefSeq and is a predicted model, not a curated record.
UUCACUACUCUCUGGUCAUCAACAAACGGAAACUGUGGUGCGGUGUUGUGAAACGGCCACUUUUAUUUUGAUAAAUUUAAAUUAAUUGGAAACUAAUAUUGAUAUUAGUUAAUAAUGCCCCGUAAUCCUAAGUUAGAAGAAUUCGAAAUCGAAACAAAACCGACAAGGUCUAUUAGAAGAGGAAAUGUUUCUAAUUUCUUUUAUGAUUCGAAUACAGGCGCUUUUUUGGGAAGGACGGCUGAAAGUUGGGGUAAAAUCAUAUUAUUUUACAUAAUAUUCUAUGCAGUGCUGGGGGCUCUCUUCAUGAUAUGCAUGGUAACAUUCAAGGAACAAUUUAUCAACCCUCGCGUGCCACGGCUGCAGCAGGACCGGGGCCUGAUUGGCACCAGCCCGGGUCUCGGCUUCCGACCCCUGCCACCUGAUGUCAGGAGCACCCUAAUCUGGUACAAAGGCACCAGCUAUGAGAGCUACAAGUAUUGGGAGGAUGAACUUAUUGAGUUCUUGAAAGUGUACAAGAUGAAAGGCCAGACUGCGGGUGCUGGUCAAAACAUCUUCAACUGCGGUUUCCGGAGUCCGCCGCCGCCGGGUAAGGUGUGCGAUGUCGACAUCCGUGCCUGGGAGCCCUGCAUCGAGGAGAACCAUUUCUCUUUCCACAAGUCUUCGCCGUGCAUCUUUUUAAAGUUGAACAGGAUCUACGGAUGGCGGCCGGAGUUCUACAACGACACAGCGAACCUGCCGCACGACAUGCCGCAUCAUCUGCAGACUCACAUCAGGAACCUCACACAGUACAAUAGAGACUACGCGAACAUGGUGUGGGUGUCGUGCGAGGGGGAGACUCCGGCUGACAAGGAGAACAUCGGCGUGGUGCGCUAUCUGCCCUACGCCGGCUUCCCCGGGUACUUCUACCCUUACAUGAACGCUGAGGGAUAUCUCAGCCCCCUGGUCGCCGUGCAUCUCGUCAGGCCCAAAACUGGUAGAGUUAUAAACAUAGAAUGUCGCGCGUGGGCGAGGAACAUCAAGUACGACAGGCGGGAGAAGCUGGGUGUCGUACAUUUUGAGGUUAUGAUAGAAUAAUGUUCACUCUACUGGGUACUGUCGACUAUUUCAUUCAUUUCAUUUUAUUGUAAGAAAAAUUAUGAUGUAUGAUUUUUGUCUUAAAAUCUCAGUGUAACUAUAUAAUUUAUCGAUUAAGAAGUCAUAAGAAAAUAAAUAAAAACUAGUGAUUAAAGCAAUUUUUGCGAAGGAUUCUCGCUUUUACAAUUGACCCUCGUAUGAGCGAGAAACCUCUUUAAGGAGUCAUUUUUGAAUAAUGAUUUAACUGUAAAUCAUGAAUAUACCACCGUUUCGUAGAUAUCAUGAUGAAAUACCAUAGAGAAUCUCUAUGUUUUUUUUUGUGUUAAUCAAAAGACUAUGUUGUGGUCCAAAUUUAACUUUAUAUGAAAUAUUUUGCUAAAAAAUAGCAAUUACUUCGAAAAAAGCGAAACAAUUUAAAAAAUGUUUAAAAAAUAUAAUUCUAUUCUUAAUUACAUUCCAUAUCAUAUACUAAAUAUUGUAUGUGAUAAUUGUACGCCGUCCACUAAUAAAUUAAUCUCAUUAUUUUUACAAUUGUGAGGAAAAUGACAUUUUUCUUCAUUCCUCUAUGAUAUCUACACUUGUUUUUUAUAAUAUCUUGUAUUCCAUGUACUUUACUGUACCGUCCGUUUAUUUAUAGACAUAGUCUGUAGUCUACUAUAUGCUUGUUUUUAUAUUACCAAAUAAAAUACAUAAUCACUUAUAUAAAAAUAAAAUAUGUUAAACCAGAUAUAAUAUUUGAGCUUCAUAUAGAAAGUUACAUGUUGAUUUUUUUUUGAUUUUAUGAUUUUAAUAAUUGUAAUUGAGAUCUGUUUAGAAAUUCGCGGACGAAAUUGGUCAUUUUUAGGGUUCCGUACUUAAAAAGGGAAAAAUCGGAAACCUGAUAGGAUCACUUUGUUGUCCGUCCGUCUGUCUGUCAAUACCCUUUUUUUUAUAAAUGUAUUAACGAAAACUGCCAAUUAGGCCAAUUUUACGAUAAAAAUCUCUUAGAUAUAAUUUUUUUUACAUUUUGAGAUAAUGAUUAAUUUUAAAAAAUGCAUUUAAGUUAUGACAUUUAUUAAUUUACUUUAUUUGAUUUUUUAUUGUGCUUGUGAUGUUUUCUCCGUCCUCUUAGGUACAUUUUUGACAAUUAUAUUUUUUUAAGACUGACUGACUGACAGUUUGAUAAAAUUUUUACAAAAUUGACAUUUU